AUUUUUCCAUAGAAAAAUUUUAACAGAAAAUUCUUUUUCUGAUUUAAAUUCAGCUUUCCCCUAAUUUCUUAAAACCAAAAAACCUUGACUCAAUUUCUUAACACUCUAAUCGCAUAUCAAUUUCCUUUAGUAGCUCAAGGGUGAAAUGUUUGGUGAUUUUCGUCUUUAGGUUAUUUUUUUUGUGCACACCAAGUGUAUGGUGAUUUUCCUGAUGAUGCUAGCCAACUACUGCAUAGAAUUGAUGAUGCCUCUAGCACUUUGAUCUUGGUUUUAGGGCCUUCACAUUCUUAACACAUUUAUUGAUUUAAGAAUAAGAUUUGAGAUGUGCAAUCCUUUCCUCAUUAGAUAUGUAAGCCUGAAUUUUUAUGAAGUGAUGAACUGUAUUGGUCUUCAUGUUUAUAUAAAGUAUUAUAGUUUUCAAACAUGGUGAAGGUUCUCUGUGCUUGAAGAGGUUUGGUUAUUGACAUGUUCUCUGUGCUUGAAGUUGCAAUAAUGGUUCCAAUCCCUUUCUUGAUGAUAAUUUGGUUUAGCUUGUUUGGCUAUUCUUGUAACUUCUAGUUUAAAGGAGGUUCCUUUUGAUGUAGACUUCUGUCAAUGGUGGUUAAGUAUUUGUCUUUAGUGGUUAAGCAUUACUUUGACUUUUUCUCUUGAUGGUUUAUCUCCAUUUCUUCUAUCGCAUAGUUUUUAAGCUUUUAUUAUUGGUUUGUUUCUUCCUUUUUGGGUGUUUAAGCAUGCAUGUUUGCUUUUGUUAAGAGGUUAAGCAUUUGAUUUGUGGCUUUUGCUUAAUGGUUAAGCCUUUUGCUUAUUGGCUUAGAUGGUUCUAGUUAUUGAUUGUACUUCUUUAUUGUACUUCUUUUAGUCGGUGUAUUUCUAGCAUUUUUCAUUGUACUUUUCUUUUGUUUGCAUAUGUACUAUUGCCCAUUCCAAAUUGGAAGUGUUGUGAAAACCUUCCAACUUGUGGGGUGCUAUUAUAGAUGUAGGACACUAGUUGGUUAUACAAGCCCGUUAUACUAUAUGUAAUCUCACUUUCACAUUCUAAUAACAUUUUUACUUCUAGUAUAAAAAUUUUCCUCCCUUUUUCCUCCUUUGGAACCAUGUUUGUACCAAGCAGGCAAAAAAUAGUUAUAGAGAAUAAUUUGAGGUGAUAUUAAUACAUUGUCAUCAAGCUCAUGGGAGACAACGAGAAUAUGAAACACUUUGCAGAUCAUGGUUACUUCAUUGAGAAGAGUAUAGAUAACGCACCAUGUAAACAUUUCUCUAUACGGGGUUAUGUGGCUAGAAUGCGUAAAAAAAACCUCAAAAUAUGUUCACCAUUUCCAGGACAUGAGUUUGAAGCACAACCAUCACUUCCUCCAUUAAUUGUGCCAAAAUUUCCUUCGUGGAGUUGUAAUAAUUGUCGAGGAGAAAAUGAACUAAAUGUCAUUGAAAACAAUGACGAGAGAGAAUGUUGCAACGGAAAUCAAGAAACUCAAAUAGAUAAUAGUAUUCCUACUAGAGAAGAAAUUGAUAUUCGCAAAUUCAUUGACUUGACUGGCCAGAGUGAUGAUGGUGAAAGUGAUUAUAUACUAUUUAAUCAUAAUGUUGAGGUUGCACAUGAUAGAAUAACAGACCAUGAAUCUGACUUGGAGAAUAAUCUUAGUAAAGUAUCAAAUGCUCUGACUUCAGAAGUGUGUCCUGGCCUCAUACAAGAAAUGCAUGGAAAUAAAAAAGGUUUUGAAGGUAAUGUAACUUCUGGCGUGGAGCUUCUUACCAACAAUCUCAGCACUGAAGUUAAGAGUUGUUCUAAGGUUACUAAUAAAGAGAAACAUAUAUAUGAAGACAGCCAAUGCUUGGAACAAUUAAGGAAAUCAUGUAAACUUACAGGGGGAGCUAACAUGGUUACUGAAAAGGAUAAUGUGCCUAAACACACAACUGAACAGUUUCUACAAGAGCCAGUCACUGGAGAUAAUAAUGAUCACGCAGGGGAUAUGGACAAUAAUGUUGAAAAUGUUGUUCAGAAUCAUCAUCCAAAGAAGUAUACUCAUAAGUAUUCUAAAAGACCUAAAGUGAUGUGCUCGCUAGAGGAAACAUUCAAAAAAGAUAAUGAACCAAAUUAUCAGCUUAUAAGGCCAAGCGGAGAAACCAAUACAUUUGGAGAGCGAAGAUUUCCUUCAAAAAGUGCUAUUUCUGGAAAAGGAGCUCUUAUGGAAGCAAGAAAAUGAUGAUCAGGCCAAUAGUGCCAAAAAUAUGAAACAAGAUAACGUUGAAAGUAACAAUGUUUUGACAGUAGGCAAUGAUGUGCCUAAUCGGGUCUCAUUAGUAGAGAAUGAAGUUGCAGAGACACUGUUGAGAAUGUCUCUAGAUAACAUGGAAAAUGAAAUUGCAAAGACACUUAAUAUGAAAUCCAAGGAAAGGGAUUUUGAUCUGAACAUCCCAAGUUUUGAUGAUACUAUUGACCAAGAGAUGCUGAAUAGGGACAUUGAUCUUGGAACCUCCAGCAAGACAAAUGAGGAUUUGAUUUGCGGCGGAGAUAAUGCGGUAGAACUUCAUUCAAAUCAAAUAAUAUGUAUUGAUUUGAAUUCUACUGUCACAAGAGGCAAUGAUCCAAUUCACAAGAGAAUCCUUAAUCCAGGUGAAUGUUCAAACACUGACAUGGAAAUUGAUUCAUACAGAAAAAACUUUUAUCCUAGUGAACGCAAUACUAAGUUGUUAGAAGGUGAAUCGUUUGACAAAUCACAUGGUCCUGCAAUCUUUGGAAGGUUUUGUGGGAUGAACAGAAAUUUAGCUGAAUUCACUACAAUAGAACCAGGAAACCCCUACAUGAUGGAUAAAGAAAAAGUAAAAAAGAGCGUUCGCAAGGAAAGACUUGGCUCUUCUUCUAGGCGGAAUAGGAAGUCGAAGAAGCGUGGAAUUGUAACCCUUCCUUAUUCUGGUUGCUUUCUGCAUGUUUGGGUAUGUGCUUGAAGAAUUGAUUAUAAAUCAAUGUAAUUUUUUAGAAUUGAGUUGAAGCAAAUGUGAGCCUGUAGUAACGUGAAUUUUUUUUUAUAGCAGAUAUGAGAAAAUUAAUUUUGUUCACAAUAUUGUUUGAAAACUUACAGGCAAU
Messenger RNA from Glycine soja, 3082 nucleotides. RefSeq lists its product as uncharacterized. The record is from RefSeq and is a predicted model, not a curated record. Lineage: Eukaryota; Viridiplantae; Streptophyta; Magnoliopsida; Fabales; Fabaceae. Gene Ontology annotation, biological process: negative regulation of DNA-templated transcription; negative regulation of flower development; shoot system development. The coding region runs from base 1170 to 2201 and encodes 343 amino acids. The transcript is spliced from 5 exons.